CGCGACAUCUUCCUCGCAAUCCAUUUCCAAGGAUUUGUACAGCCAGAACAUUUUGCGCAACGACGGUGCCGCAAACGCGAAGAUUAGGCAUGGAGUCCUCGGAAUCUUCCUCGCAGGAAUCGCUUACAGAGCAAGUCGGGAGCCUGUCCGUCUCCAAAGUCACCGACGUCGACUCGCACCUCGUGGAUGAGCUGUUCGCUAUCACGAAGAGGAGCCCAAAGCUUGUGCGAUCGACCGAGUACCACGCGCCCGCGGAUCCAAAUAUUAUAGUUCGGAGCUGGAAGAUGAACGAAUUCAAGUACUAUGAUGUCCCUUCGCCAUUCCCAACUCUUGCGCGUGGCCUCUUCACUAUGGAGGUCAACGUCAAAGGCCGUCUCAAGCAUCGCAUUGUGGCCAGAGGCUACGACAAGUUCUUCAACAUUGGCGAAGUGCCGUGGACAACAUGGGCAUCUCUCGAGGCACACACCUGCGCUCCGUACACCCUGACGCUCAAAUCAAACGGGUGCAUCAUAUUCAUCGCCGCGCUCACGCCGUCGAAGCUCCUCGUCACCUCCAAGCACGCACUUGGUCCCGGUGGCCGUGACGGCGAGAGCCACGCGCAAGUUGGCGAACGGUGGCUGCGGAAGCACCUCGCAGAUAAAGGCAAGACUGACCAGCAGCUCGCAGCUGUACUAUGGGAGAAAAACUGGACCGCCGUCGCCGAGCUGUGUGACGACUCGUUCGAAGAGCACGUCUUGCCGUACUCAAAAGAGAAAACGGGCCUGCACCUGCAUGGCCUGAACGAGUGUACGCGCGCGUUCAAGACGAUGACGCAGGACAUCGUUGAUGCGUUCGCGCACGAGUGGGGCUUCAUUCCGACGCCAUCCACGGUACUCAAGACGAUCCCGCAGGUGAAGGCGUUCACAGAGGAGAUCGGGCGUGCGGGCAAGUGGAACGACGAUGCAUUGGAGGGAUUCGUCGUGCGCACGCACGUCGUCGACCCGCCCACGGCAGGUAAAAGCGGCAAGACCGUGCCGGUGUCCCUGUCGCCAUACAAAGCAGGCUCGUCGUUCUUCUUCAAGGUCAAGUUUGACGAGCCGUACAUGAUGUAUCGCGACUGGCGGGAGGUGACGAAGAUUUUGCUGUCAAAAGGGCCCACGAUGUCGAACGCCCCGAAGAGCAAGCUGAGACGAAAGGAGACGCGGUUGUAUGUGAAGUGGGUGAUCGAUGAGAUCAAACGAGACAGGGAGCAGUUUAAAGAUUAUACGAAGGGGAGGGGUAUCAUCGCGACGAGGGAUCGGUUCUUGAAGUGGCUGGAAACGGAGGAAGGACAUAACCUUGCGGAGAAGGAGAGCGAGAGAGAGGAGGCGGACAACGGGAUCGUGACGAGCGCGGAUGGGACGCAGUUUGGCAAGACGAUCAUUUUGCCGGUGGCAGUCCCGGGAGUUGGCAAGACGACCAUUGCGGUGGCACUGAGUCAUCUGUUUGGAUUCGGACAUACGCAGAGCGACGACAUCGCUUCAAAGAAGGCUGCCCCUAUUUUUGUCAAAAACGUCGUGAACCUGCUCAAGACACACGAUGUUGUCAUCGCCGACAAAAACAACCACUUGAGACAGCAUCGUAAACAGCUGCGCGAUGCGGUGAAGAAUUUCAAGCCGCCCGUCCGGCUCAUGGCGCUCAACUGGUCCUUCGACGUCCCGCUCUCCACGAUCCACCGCGUCUGCGGCGACCGCAUCCUUCAGCGCGGCGAGAAGCACCAGACCCUGCGCGCAGAUGUGCACAACAAGAGCUACGAGGAGGUCAUUUGGCAGUUCCUGAAACAGGCCGAGGAGCUCACGGACGACGAGGUGGACGUCUCGGUAGAGAUGGACUGGGAGGAGAGCCUCGGAGACGCGCUCGCACGCGCGGUCGACGCGUGCGUGCGCAUUCUUGGCGUGCAGCGGCCUGAUGCAGAGGCGAUGGGGCGCGCACUGGCCAUUGCGCGCGCGUACGAGCCGACUAGCAGACGUGAAGUGAAGGCGAAAGAGGCUACCGUGCGGUACUACGGAAUCCUCGUCGAGGUAGAUCUGUCCGAGGUGCUCGGCUCGCGUCUUGCAGAGCCCGGGGUGCCCGCAUCAGGGAAGUGGUUCUGGGACGCGCUCGUGCAGAAGAAGCGCGUCGCUUCGCUGCCGCACAUCACUCUCGUCCACAAGAAGUCGCUCCCUGAGGAGACACCGCUUUGGGAGUGCUGCAAGGAGCUGUACCUCUCCGCGGCGCCGCCGUUGUUCACGUUCCGCCUUGGGCACUUGGUGUGGAAUGAUCGGAUUAUGGCGGUGACGGUCGAGGAUCUGGCAGUGCACGGGGAUGAGGCGGACCCGGAGGGGAAGGGGGCCGAGUUUUUGUCAAAGCUGCCUGAAGAGGCGAAGGAAACGCUGCAUGUAACGGUGGGGACGAGGGACCAGGAUGUCCCACCGGUGGAGGCGAAGGAUCUGGUGUCGAAUUGGAAGAAAACGGGCGACGCAGAGGGGAUUCAGUCGGUGGAGUUGAAAGAUAUAUGGUUGAAGGGGAGAGUAAAAGGCUUGACCAACUGAAGAUUUUAUAAGAAACCGGAAUGGACACCGCUACUGUCCAGCUGCUUCAUCCACCACCCACCACGACGCACUCUACAUUGUAUAUUAGUACACCAGCUGUAUCAAUUAGAAGUUCAAGUAUGCAACAAUACCUCCGCUUAAUACCUCGUC
Laetiporus sulphureus 93-53 is the source of this 2699-nucleotide messenger RNA. RefSeq lists its product as uncharacterized. Bases 90 to 2549 code for a protein of 819 amino acids. Gene Ontology annotation, biological process: tRNA splicing, via endonucleolytic cleavage and ligation. The transcript has 5 exons. NCBI's taxonomy places the organism in Eukaryota, Fungi, Basidiomycota, Agaricomycetes, Polyporales, Laetiporaceae. Gene Ontology annotation, cellular component: nuclear inner membrane. Gene Ontology annotation, molecular function: ATP binding; GTP-dependent polyribonucleotide 5'-hydroxyl-kinase activity; RNA ligase (ATP) activity. The record is from RefSeq and is a predicted model, not a curated record.